GUGCAAUUUUUCCUGCGACUUUUCCCAACGCGCCCACUUGCUCGGAUUUUCUGCCAUCCUCAAGUCAGACCGUUCAAGCUUCCUGCAAAUAGUGGCAGUCGCAAUGGCGAGUGAAGCGAUGGAUUACACAAUUAAGCCAGAGGCUGGCAACGGCAACAUCCCUACCUCUGAGUGGCCGCUUUUGCUCAAGAAUUAUGACAAGCUCCUCGUCAGAACGGGUCACUUCACCCCCAUCCCUGCCGGUUGCGCUCCUCUGAAGCGUGAUCUGAAGUCGUAUAUCAACUCCGGUGUGAUCAACCUGGACAAGCCGUCCAACCCGUCCAGCCAUGAAGUCGUCGCUUGGAUGAAGAGGAUCUUGAGGGCCGAGAAAACUGGCCACAGUGGAACGCUUGAUCCCAAGGUCACCGGUUGUCUGAUCGUCUGCAUUGACCGUGCCACUCGCCUUGUCAAGUCGCAGCAAGGUGCCGGAAAAGAAUACGUUUGCGUGAUCCGUCUGCAUGAGAAGAUCCCUGGCGGCGAGGCUCAGUUCCGCCGCGCCCUGGAGACCCUGACGGGUGCCCUGUUCCAGCGCCCCCCUCUGAUCUCCGCUGUCAAGCGUCAGCUCCGUAUCCGUACGAUCCACGAGAGCAAGCUUUACGAGUUUGACAACGAGAGACACCUUGGUGUGUUCUGGGUUAGCUGUGAGGCUGGCACGUACAUCCGAACCCUUUGCGUUCAUUUGGGUCUUCUGCUCGGUGUUGGUGCGCACAUGCAGGAACUGCGCCGUGUACGAUCUGGUGCCAUGGAUGAGAACCGUGGCCUGGUCACUCUGCACGAUGUUUUGGAUGCCCAGUGGAUGUACGACAACCAGCGUGAUGAGUCGUACCUCCGUACCGUCAUCAGCCCGUUGGAGAGUCUCCUCACGACUUACAAGCGUAUUGUCGUGAAGGAUAGCGCCGUCAAUGCUGUUUGCUACGGUGCCAAGCUCAUGAUUCCGGGUCUGCUGCGUUUCGAGUCUGGCAUUGAUAUCAACGAGGAGGUUGUGCUCAUGACUACCAAGGGUGAGGCUAUCGCCAUCGGUAUCGCCCAGAUGUCGACCGUCGAGUUGACCACUUGCGACCACGGUGUUGUGGCCAAGGUCAAGCGUUGCAUCAUGGAGCGUGAUCUCUACCCUCGCCGAUGGGGUCUGGGCCCCGUGGCUUUGGAGAAGAAGAAGCUCAAGUCUGCCGGAAAGCUGGAUAAAUACGGUCGCACCAACGAGGCCACCCCUGCCCAGUGGAAGUCUGACUACAAGGACUACACUGCACCGGAGGGAGAGGAAGGCGCCGCACCCCCCACCCCCGCCGCUGCCGUCCCCGAAGCCCCGUCGUCUCCUCAGGACAACAUGGACGUCGACGAUGACCAGGACGACAAGAAGCGCAAGAGACAUGACGGCGAGACCGCAGAAGAGCGCGCCGAGCGCAAGAAGAAGAAGAAGGAGAAGAAGGAGAAAAAGGAGCGGAGAAAGUCGAAGCAGGGUAAGGAGGACAGCGAUGAUAGCGAUUAAGCAUUUCUAAGAAAGUCCUUGCUUUGCUUUGGUGUUGAAGUGUUUCGUUCCUAGUGACAACCGACGUGGUCCUCUAUUUGCUAUUUAUGUGUUGGGAGUCUGACUUGGGCAUGAUAUCUGUACCAUACGUGCUCUUUUUCUUUUUUCUUUUUCUUUUCUUUAUCGGAGUCGUGGGAUGAAAAGGGAAUAAACUAAAUUUCUGUUAUUUC
Molecule: messenger RNA, 1734 nt
Organism: Aspergillus campestris IBT 28561
Lineage: Eukaryota; Fungi; Ascomycota; Eurotiomycetes; Eurotiales; Aspergillaceae
Gene: cbf5
Product: pseudouridine synthase CBF5
Exons: 5
Coding region: 104-1525 (473 amino acids)
Biological process (GO): snRNA pseudouridine synthesis; box H/ACA sno(s)RNA 3'-end processing; rRNA pseudouridine synthesis
Cellular component (GO): box H/ACA snoRNP complex
Molecular function (GO): RNA binding; pseudouridine synthase activity
Source: RefSeq, a predicted model, not a curated record